GUCAGUUUCAAUCAAGUAGCUGGCUUGCUGUUUAGGGCUAAAGUGAGUGUGCCGGGUGACUGGGUUAUGUGUGCAACAGCGAGGUCUCAAUGCAAUAAACGGAGGGAGGAAUACAGCUAAUUAUUUCGACUUGAAAAUACAGGGAAACAAUUGAGCAGGUCUCAACGAAUACUGCUCGAGAAAUGCGUUCUGCACGGAAAUGGACUAUCUGCACGAUAAGCAUCCUUCUGAUUUUCUAUAAGACAAAAGAAAUAGCAAGAAGUGAGCAGCACCAGGAAGCGCAACUCACUGGGGAUGGCGAGCUUUGUCCGACCAGACUAAUGGUAAAUAAUUCUGAUAAAGUCAAUGGAAGACAGGUUUUUCCACAACAUUCAGUGGAAGGCUGGAAGAUCAACUCAUCUUUAGUAUUAAAUAUUAGGAAAGAUAUCCUUCGAUUCCUAGAUGCAGAAAAGGAUGUGUCAGUAGUCAAAAGCAGCUUUAAGCCUGGAGAUGUCAUCCACUAUGUGCUAGACAGACGUCGGACACUCAACAUUUCACAUAAUUUGCACAGCCUACUGCCAGAAGUAUCACCAAUGAAAAACAGGAGAUUUAAAACUUGUGCUGUAGUUGGCAACUCAGGAAUUCUUCUUGGCAGUGGAUGUGGAAGAGAAAUUGACAACCAUGAUUUUGUAAUAAGAUGUAAUUUGGCACCAGUGGUGGAGUUUGCCGAAGAUGUAGGAAACAGAUCUGAUUUCAUCACUAUGAACCCUUCUGUUAUACAACGAGCAUUUGGAGGAUUUCAAAAUGAAACUGACCGAGAGAAAUUUGUUCAAAGGCUGGCAAUGCUGAAUGAUAGUGUUCUCUGGAUUCCUGCCUUCAUGGUAAAAGGUGGAGAGAAGCAUGUAGAGUGGGUUAAUGAGCUGAUCCUGAAGAAUAAAUUAAAAGUACGAACUGCAUAUCCAUCACUUAGACUCAUUCAUGCUGUGAGAGGAUAUUGGCUGACCAAUAAAAUUAACAUCAAGCGCCCAAGCACAGGACUUCUAAUGUACACCUUGGCUACCCGCUUCUGUGAUGAGAUUCACCUUUAUGGGUUUUGGCCAUUCCCCAAGGACUCCAUUGGAAAGCCUGUUAAAUAUCACUAUUAUGAUGAACUUAAAUAUCGAUAUUUUUCCAAUGCCAGUCCCCAUAGGAUGCCGCUGGAAUUUAAAACAUUAAAGAUGUUGCAUAGUAAAGGUGCUUUGAAAUUGACAACUUCUAAGUGUUUAGAGGCAUAAAGUGCUAUGCUUGGAGUCUCUUGUGCCCCAGUGGCGGACCACUUAACUUGCCAUGGAUUUGACAGUGAAGAGUGUUCUUAAUUGAUGGACUGACAACAUAAAAGGGGGAUCAAUGGAGACUAUGCUGACAGCUGAAAGAAAUGAAAAGAAAACUGAAUGUAAGAGAUGUGUACCAAAAUAUCACCAAGCAACACACAAGACAUAAAUGCUGUUAAUUUUUUGUUUUCUUAUAUUCUGUAAGAGCACUUGUGGACAGAUCAUUUUAGAAAAUAAAAACAAGACAAAAUAGGCCACUUCCGAUUGAGUUGCUGAAACAAAAAAUGAAAGCCUUUUGCUUGAUUGGUGCAUUUGUAAAGAAAAAUGAGAUAUUCUAAAUUGCUGCCAGUUUUUUUUUAUGUUGGAAAGACAUUGUUUUACUUUAUUACCCUUUCCAGUUAUUCUUAAAUUAUGAUAUUUUUCAUUAAAAUGUCUACUAGUGAGGGCUGAGAGGUUAAAGACAUUGAGAAUGCUGUCACAUGCCAGUAGCAGAAGUGAUGCAGCCCGCCCUGCCUCAUUAUUACUAAUGUGCCAUAGCUUUGCACAUCCGUAAACCUGUUUAAAGGGUUAUCAGCUGUGACGGCAUGGUGCAAUAAAAUCUCUAAACAUGAAGGAUCAGAAAAUGAUCUCUAAAGGUUAUGUAUAUUGUAGAAGCAGGUUAGGAUGUUUUUAAAUUCCAAGUAGGUGCCCUUAAUUUUGGUACCAAAGAUUCCGCUUGCUGUUAAAGUACAGACCUUAUAACUAAAAUACUGUGUGAAAAGUUUAAUGCUGUAAUGUUGUGAUACUUAGAGGCCUCAGGCUAAACUAUUUUUCUAUUUGUAAAUGUGCUGGUGCAGUGAUUACCAGUAUAUUGUCUUUUUUCCUCUCAUAAGUUGCCAAACUGGGAUUGCUGCUUAUUUAAAAAUAAAUCAUCCACAGUACACUCUCUCUAGUAGUACACAUUUUAAGACAUACUAUGGUGUUAAAACCAUAUUUUUCUAUAGGAAUAUGAAUGUUAUUAUUAGAUAGCGCAAAGUAACCAGCUACUGUAAUUGUAAAAAUGUGAAUUAGAUACUAGUGAAAGUUUAAAAAAAAAAAAAAAAAGUUGCUGCAUUGAUUUGCUGGCUUCUUAAUGAAAUGUUCCUGAGCUCAGGACAAAGCUUUGUAAAGGAAAAAAUAUAUAUACCAUUUUUCCAUAAUGUUGCCCACAUUUCAAUUUUAGGAUCUUUUUUUAAUGAGUUUGAGGUAAUUUAUGUUGAAGAUGUUCAUGCUUUAUUUACAGAAUACCUUUAAAAGCAAACACAAUCAAUUAACAUAUCAAUAUUUAUCAUAUUGCUAUCAAUGCUUUCUUGGGCUUUUCUCUGUUUUCUUUUUUAAUUUACAUAUGAUAAACUAUACCAGAUUUAUAAAAAAUAUUUAUGUAUGUAUUGUGGUGCAUACUUUGGGUUACUUUUACUGCCAUUAUGGGCUCUUUCUCUUCAGCAACAAUGGCAGUAAAAUGGUGUGCAUUAACAGGUUAAGGGAUCAAAAUAACUGAGCACCAAACUCAGAACUGAAAUAGAAGUUGGGCUUUGACAUUAGGUUGCUUUUUAAAUGUUUUUUUCUUUGUUGUUGCAGAUUUGUCUUUAUUAAAUAAUGUAAUUUCAUAACAGGAUGCAAUUUAAGUUUAACUUACCAGUUUCCAAAAACUGGCAAAGGAUCACAAAUGCUGACGAGCCUAACUUCACAUUCACGUAAUUCCUUCCCUGUGUUUUCUGAUCCUACAUCAGAACUUCUAAAAAUGAACAAGGGUCUGGCUUCAGUCACUAAAAAAUAGCAAGGUUGCCUCUCCUCCUUCCCAAGUGUAUGACAUUCGCUGAUGACCCCCUGGAGUACUGUAUGUGCCGGCUUCUUGUGCACAAUGAUAUGUUUUGUGAGAAAGGCACUCUUCUUAUUGCCCUUACAGUGAUUGCUACAUAUUGGAUUCUACAGUAAACGAAAAAUGCAAUGGUCAGAAAGUGUUACCCAUUCAGCAUUUUUUCAUUUGUUUUAUUAAUUUAAAUUAAUAAAAAAAAAUCAGAUCUUUGUCCUCUGCCUUUGGGACUGAACGUCUUUGGCGUAUUGACCCAAUAUGUGAAAUUUGUCUUAAAGACAGGAAAAUCAGACAUUUUGUGUUUUAACUUUUGUGUGAGAGUGUAAAUAUACAUCUGUGAUGUAUAUGGCUACCAUAAUUUGUAUGUAAAUACUAUUUGUAUAGGAUAUCCAAAACCGACUUUAAGGUAGUGAAUGUUGUUGGGUUUUUAUUGUUAAAAUAUUUGAUACAGUUGUAAAUAAAAUGGGUUUUCAACUUUCUUUUGUAAGCUGAAUGUUAAAGUUAAUAUUUCUAUGUAUCAGUGAAAAAAUAACAAACUUUUUAAGUCUGACAAACAAAA
Erpetoichthys calabaricus (reedfish) is the source of this 3679-nucleotide messenger RNA. It is a transcript of the gene st8sia4, whose product is annotated as ST8 alpha-N-acetyl-neuraminide alpha-2,8-sialyltransferase 4. Lineage: Eukaryota; Metazoa; Chordata; Cladistia; Polypteriformes; Polypteridae. Gene Ontology annotation, molecular function: alpha-N-acetylneuraminate alpha-2,8-sialyltransferase activity. The transcript is spliced from 5 exons. Bases 183 to 1253 code for a protein of 356 amino acids. Gene Ontology annotation, biological process: oligosaccharide metabolic process; N-glycan processing. The record is from RefSeq and is a predicted model, not a curated record.